AAGUCCUUGAAGAACAUGGAUAAAAGCCAACAUAAUUGCCAUAUUUUCAGUUGGGGGAACUUUCUACCUAUAAACUACUUUGAUCUCAACAGAAUCUGCAGUAAAGCUCGGUGCAGAAAAGACUUCUUGGGACCAUGAACGCUGCCACUCCCACUGAGGUUGACUUCACUUUCCUGGAGGAGGGUUUCUCUGCAUGGGAUACUGUUGAGCAGAAGAUCAAUGAAUCUUUUCUAAUGGAUGACCGGGAUGCCUUCUACGUCUGUGACUUGGGAGAUGUGUUGAAGAAACACCUGCGCUGGGUGAGGGCUCUGCCACGUGUCACUCCUUACUACGCUGUCAAAUGUAACGACUCCCGGGAAGUCGUUAUGACACUGGUGUCCCUGGGAACUGGCUUUGACUGUGCAAGCAAGACAGAGAUUCAGCUGGUCCAGUCACUGGGAGUGGAUCCAAGCAGAAUCAUCUAUGCCAACCCCUGCAAACAAGUCUCUCACAUCAAGUAUGCGUCAGCUCAUGCAGUCCAGAUGAUGACCUUUGAUAGUGAAGAGGAACUUGUGAAAGUGGUUCAUUGUCAUGACAAUGCCAAGCUGGUGCUGCGAAUCACCACUGAUGACUCCAAGUCAAAAUUUCCCCUCAGUAUGAAGUUUGGGGCCCAACUCAAAUCCUGUAGAGGUCUCCUGGAGCGAGCUAAAGAGCUUGGGCUGGAUGUGAUUGGUGUAAGCUUCCAUGUUGGCUGUGGUUGUACUGAUAUGAAGAGCUACACGCAGGCCAUAUCUGAUGCUUACUGUGUUUUUCAUAUGGGGGAAGAGCUUGGCUUCAAAAUGGAUCUCUUGGACAUUGGUGGUGGAUUUCCUGGUUCAGAUAAGAAGGAUAUACUCAUGUUUGAAGAGAUCACAGCUGUUAUCAACCCUGCUCUGGACAAGUACUUCCCAGCUGACACUGGUGUCAAGAUCAUUGCUGAGCCAGGAAGCUUUUAUGUAACUUCUGCUUACACACUGGUUGUCAACAUUAUUGGCAAGAAGGUCAUUGUAAAUGAAGAGUCAGCGUCUGAUGAGGAAGAUGGAGGAACUGAUGAAAGGAUCACUGACAGGACUCUGUACUACGUCAAUGAUGCAGUGUCCAAAUCUUUUUCCUGUAAAGAAAUGACCCCUGUUCAGUUUCCACCAACACUACUUAAGAAACCACAGCCACAUGAAGCCACAUACCCCUGCAGUAUCUGGGGUCAAACUUCUAGUCGUCAUGAUAUUAUUGUAGAUCAUUGUUACCUGCCUGACCUGCAGGUCAGCGACUGGCUGAUCUUUGAAGACAUGGGUGCCUACACCAUUUCAAGCUUUUCUAACUUCAGUGGAUUCAUUAAUCCUAAUAUUCACUAUGUCAUAUCUCGCCCUGCCUGGCAACAUGUGAAGCAAGUCCAAUCCCAGGCCAUUCCAGCUCCUGUGGAGGAAUCACACCUGUUUCAAGAGACAACCUUCUGUGGCCAAGAGACAAGCAAUGACUAAAAUGACCUGUUAUUUCUUGCUAAAUCUGCUGUCAGUUUUUUUUUUCUAAUUUGGUAAGUCUAGUUUGAGAUUGUUGUUUAUUUCAUCAAUCCAUUUAAAGAGGGACCAAAGAAAAUAGUAACCACUGUAACAUUAUCACUGAUUAAUGCCAUGAUUUGAAAUUUGAGAACAAUUUACAGGAAAAAAAAAAAAAUCACAAAACAAAUUUACAAAAGCAGAAAUAAAUGUAUAUCUUUAGUAAACCACUCAGUCACAGUCCAUCCUCAGUCAUAAAUUCCACAGAGGAAUUUACUCUAUCUCUACUCUAUCACAAGUGUUUUGCAUCUUGUUCAUUUGGGGUUUUUUGUACUGAAAGUAAAUUUGUCUCAAACAUUUUAAGUGUUUCACAAUUUGUAAUAUUGUCAUGCAAUUACCGGCCACCAUAAAAAAGUGGCUUCUCCCAGGUGUAAAAGUCCCAGGUAUUCCUGCUAAUUUAGAUGUGAUAGAGACUUGUGCCACUCUGUCCGUAUCAUUUUAGACUGUUUGCAUGUUAAUAUAUGCCAUUUCCUGUAUCCUCCUGUAAAUCUUGUAAUUGUUGCAGAUUCUAGAUUUUCAUGGUUGCAUUACUCCUGCUUGUAUGUGCUUAGUCGGACUGGAGUUGGACUCGGCGUUAUGCGCAUGCACCAAUAUUAUUCCCCAGUCUUUGAUCGAAAGUAGAAGGAAUGAAGGUAUAAACUGCAGCAGCAUCUUUCUUCGGACAACACAGCAACCCAAACUAGAUCUAAUUUGUAUCAUGAUUAAUAUGUCAACAGGCAACGGAUUCAAUAUGCACUAGCUUAUCGAGAGAUACACCCCCACCUACAGAGGCAGAGUCAGAAGAACACAGCCAAUACAUGUAUUUUGUCCUCUGCAUUUAUACUCGG
Solea solea (common sole) is the source of this 2398-nucleotide messenger RNA. RefSeq names its product ornithine decarboxylase-like. The transcript has 10 exons. The record is from RefSeq and is a predicted model, not a curated record. The coding region runs from base 135 to 1496 and encodes 453 amino acids. Gene Ontology annotation, molecular function: ornithine decarboxylase activity. Gene Ontology annotation, cellular component: cytoplasm. Lineage: Eukaryota; Metazoa; Chordata; Actinopteri; Pleuronectiformes; Soleidae.